Molecule: messenger RNA, 243 nt
Organism: Parnassius mnemosyne (clouded apollo)
Lineage: Eukaryota; Metazoa; Arthropoda; Insecta; Lepidoptera; Papilionidae
Source: the annotation of a GenBank genome assembly
AUGCUUUUAAAUUGUAUCGCAUUUCAAAGCACCGCAAUUGUGUGGAUACGGGAUCACAGACUGCAUCACAAAUACAGCGACACUGACGCGGAUCCGUACAACGCUUCUAGAGGAUUUUUCUUCUCGCACAUCGGAUGGUUGCUUGUGAGGAAGCACCCGAAAGUGAUAGAAAAAGGGAAGACAAUUGAUAUGAGCGACAUUAAUACUCGUAACAAUCCCGUGUUGAAAUUUCAACAGAAAUAA